This is a messenger RNA of Cavia porcellus (domestic guinea pig), 5373 nucleotides long. RefSeq names its product protein kinase AMP-activated non-catalytic subunit beta 2 (gene Prkab2). Bases 150 to 947 code for a protein of 265 amino acids. Gene Ontology annotation, biological process: signal transduction. Gene Ontology annotation, cellular component: cytoplasm; nucleus; nucleotide-activated protein kinase complex. NCBI's taxonomy places the organism in Eukaryota, Metazoa, Chordata, Mammalia, Rodentia, Caviidae. Gene Ontology annotation, molecular function: protein kinase binding. The record is from RefSeq and is a predicted model, not a curated record. The transcript is spliced from 8 exons.
ACCCUGCAGGCCAGGUGGGACUGGACCUGGGCCCGGCUUCCUGGGCGGGGAUUCCCUCCGGGUCCCCAGGCGUAGGGGCGGGGCCGAGGCGUCCCUGACGCAGCCGGGGUGUUCCUCGCGGCAGGUGGCUCUAGGCUCCCCCCGCAGCCAUGGGAAACACCACCAGCGACCGGGUGUCCGGGGAGCGCCACGGCGCCAAGGCUGCGCGCUCCGAGGGUGCCGGCAGCCAUGCCCCGGGCAAGGAGCACAAGAUCAUGGUGGGGAGUACCGACGACCCCAGUGUCUUCAGCCUGCCGGACUCCAAGCUACCUGGAGACAAAGACUUUGUAUCAUGGCAGCAGGAUUUGGAUGACUCUGUAAAGCCUACACAGCAGGCCCGGCCUACUGUUAUCCGCUGGUCUGAAGGGGGCAAGGAAGUGUUCAUCUCUGGGUCCUUCAACAAUUGGAGCACCAAAAUUCCACUGAUUAAGAGCCAUAAUGACUUUGUUGCCAUCCUGGACCUCCCCGAGGGAGAACACCAGUACAAAUUCUUUGUGGAUGGGCAGUGGGUUCAUGAUCCAUCAGAGCCUGUAGUUACCAGUCAGCUUGGUACAAUUAACAAUUUGAUCCAUGUCAAGAAAUCUGAUUUUGAAGUAUUUGAUGCUUUAAAGCUAGACUCUAUGGAAAGCUCUGAGACAUCAUGUCGAGACCUUUCCAGCUCACCCCCAGGGCCUUAUGGUCAAGAAAUGUAUGUGUUUCGAUCUGAGGAGAGAUUCAAAUCCCCACCCAUCCUUCCUCCUCACCUACUUCAAGUUAUUCUUAACAAGGACACUAAUAUUUCUUGUGACCCAGCCUUACUGCCUGAGCCCAACCAUGUAAUGUUAAACCAUCUCUAUGCAUUGUCCAUUAAGAUAAAGAAACUAGAGCUCAGAGAAUGUCAAAUUGCCAGACAGUGUGAUGGUCCUUAGUGCAACUCACCGCUACAAGAAGAAGUAUGUCACUACGUUGCUGUACAAACCCAUCUGAAGGCUUCUUGCCUCUGAGGAUUCAGGAGAAGCCUCUUCCUUGCCUGUGAACUGAAGCAGUCUUCUCUGAGACUGGAAGGCUGAUUUGCUUUGAGGCUGAUGUGUGUGUUUCAGAGCCUCUGAGUAGGAUGCUCUGCUUUUGCAUUUGAUUACAGAUGAGAGCUUUAUGAGUUCAUGGAAUUUAUUUUAAGAACAACACAUAUAUAUAUAUAUAAAUAUAUGAGAGGAAGGUUAUUGGAAGCCUCUAGCCCCAGCUAGAUGAAUUAUUUCUGCCUGUGGGUACUUGCUAAGAACUGUUUGGGUGAGCUGCAGGAAUAACUACAUAGGAAGCAUUCUUUCUUAAAAUGAAAGAAUGGCAAACUCUUAGGAUCCUUGUUGGGCGGUGAUUCUACCACUGCUACCUUGGAUGUCCAAGGAUGGACUUGCACUAGACUGCUACCCUACUUAGAGCUGCCUCAUUGCAGACGUGGCUUUUCCUGCAUGGGUUCUCUAUAGUACCACAGUGUGUGACACAGUCUGUGCUUUUUUAUUUGAUACCACUUGCCCCAAAAGAACCCAUUUUCCCCUCAUUUCAGCUUCUUCCUUUUAAUAACUUUCAAAUUCUGUACCUGACCCCUCUAAUACAAAACUCCCUGGAUAAGUAACCCCUUUGAAAAGUCAUUUGAGGCCUGACCCAUCCUAGAAACUAGGGGUGCCAGAGGGUCUGCUGUUUAGCCCCUUAAAGGCUUGGGCCGCUUUGUUACAGCUUUUACUUCUACUUAAGGAAUGAAGUAUGACUUACAGUUAUAAGACAGAAUGCAGACCUGUUCCUUUUAGUUGGGAGCUACAGCUUCAGCAGUAUAGCACAUUCCCUUAGGUUUUCCCACCUGGCCUGGCCCUGCUUCCAACUUCUCUUUCUCAGAGCAACAGCUCUAGAUGAGCGUGGAAUUAAGGAAAACAGUUUCUUUCAUCUUUGAAAGAUUUUUGUGUGCCUACAUUUUUUCUUUAAUUAAAAAAAUGCCUUUCAUUGGUCUUAAGGGACUGUAUUGAAUAAUUUCAGGCUUUUAAAAAAUGGUGAAGAUUUUGUUCUCUAGAGAAAUCUGCAGUCUUACAUUAAAAUAGCCAUCAUUGCAUACAUCAUUACACUAAGCACUGCUAUAGAUAUUAAUCCACUUAGGCUCAUUUGAUACACAUCAUAGAUUCCCUUAAAGAUAUGUAAAGCCAUAAUACUACAAAUUAUCUGGUAUUCCUCACUAUGAACAUUGUUGCUCUUUGCACCAAAUAUUAACAAGGUUCUUUUUUCUUGUCUUUUUAAAAAUGUGUUUGAUGAGGAAGAGGAUCACUGAUACCUGUUUAUGGGCUGAAAAGUAACUGUUCAACCCACUCUUGAGGUUCCGAGAUAAAACAUAUUUCCCCAAGAAUGUUGGCCCUUCCAUUUUACAGAUAAAUGCAAGCCAAACAUUCAGCAUGUAAGGAAGCCCAAUUGUUUGGUAGUAGAGAUAGCUUUUGACUGCUAAAGUGAACCUAGCCACCAUGAAAGGUCUCCAACAGGUUAGUUUCUCUCUCUUCUUUCCAUCUAUGGCAGAGAUGGCAACACAGUUAGUUGUCUUUGGAUUUAUUGACCUCUUUGAUCUCAGCUAUGAAACAGAAAGGAGGCAGUUACUGUUUGUAGGAAAUUCAUUAGUGUUUUGGUAAUUGCUAAUUGUUGAAAGUUAGUCAUCCAAAGUUACUUUCAAGAGAGUUUUUUUGUGGUCCAAACCCCCUUUUCUUUUUUUUCUUUUUUUUUGUACCGGAGUUCAGACCUACGACCUUGCUUUCACUAGCCAGGCAGGUGCUUGUGCCACUGAGCUAAAUCCCCACUCCAAACCACUUUUUGAAUAGUGUGACAUUUUAAAAAUGCAUGCCAACUCUUACAGCCAACUCUCAAGAUCUAAAUAGUGUUCAGUUUUACUGGAAUUUUGUUUCUGUCUAGUUCCAGUGGAGUAAGUAGGCCAGCCAGGAAGAGUCAGGUUCUUGGAAGUUACACUGAGGAUUGUGUUGCGCUGGUUACUUCUUUUCAAGAGUAUUGAAACAUUGUAUAUGUGUAUUAAAAGUUUUACUCUACACUGGUGUCCCACUGUAGUGGAGUGAGAAGAAAGGCCUCCUCAAUUUGUCUCAGGCUGGAGGCUUCUGUGAAUUGGGCCUGGCUCUGGUGGCGGUAAGUUUUGCUGCUGGAGCUCUUCGUGUGUGGAAGUGUGCAGUGUGAAUUUCCCAAGAUUUAGAUGUUCUUUCAGACAACGUGAAAUGAGCUUACCAGCUGGUGUGGAAAGAGAUGAGUAGAGGAUCUGGGUGAUGCUAUCCAUUGUCCUGCUAACACAUAACCCAAGAAACCUCUCCUGAUAAGUCACAGGAAGUUUCUAGAGGGAAGAGGAAGGAGGAAAGUAACCCAAAGUAUAACUCACCUAUCCUUUUAUAUAGUGUUUAGUUAAAGUGGUAGCUUAUUUUCUGCAAAAGAGCAUUUGUCAGAUUUGAAAACAAGUAAGGCAAAAUGGUCCAAGCCUUUUUUUUAAUGUGCGCAACUGGGGACAUUUUGCAGAGCCAUAGUUAACCAAAAAAGGAAAAAUAGUCCUCAAGAAGGGCUGACCCAUAAAUAACUAUAGUAUUUGGGUUGUAGGAAAAAGAAAAGUGCCUGAGCUGAGGAGGACAGUAAGAAACUAAAGGCUUACAUAGCUUAGAACUGAAAAUAACCUUUUUAAAAGAAAGUAAAAUCAGAAAUAGCCUAGUGGUAUUUUUGGAUCUUACUGUACAAAAUUUAACAGGAGAUAGUACAUCUCUCUUUUGUCUCUUAUUGUUCCUAUUCUCUACUUUACUUUGUGUUUUCCUUUUACUUGGGCAGACUUCAGUAGAGUUUAAGUAUUACUUAUAUAGUAACCACCAGUAGAGAGAACUUCACACCGUGGUUACCAGCCUGGAGCUGGAUGUGAGCCCUGCACACACACCUCUGGAGCUGUUCCUACCCUCCAUCAAUAGUGUUGACUUUAAAUCUACGUGAUAGAGAAACUGGGGAAAAAAUUGAGAGGAGUUUCUGAGAGAAUUCAACAAGCCGGCCCACUUACUUUCUUCCAGUUACUUUUAGUAUCUUUUAUCUAAUGAAUAUGAAAUAAAACAUUUGAAGAGUGUCAGUACUCCAUGCAUGCUGCUAAAGUAAACUUUGGAAGGAAGUGAUACCUCCAGACUGGGUUUAUCUUAAUCUGGGCUAUAAAUAAAGGAGAAGCACAGAUGAUAGAAUUCCCUGGUUUUAAUUGGGAAAACAGGGCUUUCAAAACUCUGACCUCAGCUAAAAAUGAUAUGCAAUAGUCUGUGUGUGUGUGUUUGAAAUAUAUUCUGUUCUCAGAAAUUUCUCACAUUCUAGUAAUUUGGGGCAUGGUCUUAAGAGCAAAUACAUAAUUCAUUCCUGCAUUAUUUUGACGCAUCCUUAAAGCCAGGUUCUUGCUGCAACUGCAGUUACCCAUGAGAUGAAGGACCUGGUUAGGGAUAAGGGUCUUUCCAGAUUUCAUGACUAUAGGCAUUUGUCUCUCCUAAGUGCCAAACACUCUGGAGACUGAAGGACUGUGGUUUUUGCAAUGAACCUGUAAUGAAAAACCAGAUCUUUUGUAAAUUAUAAGAAAAAAGAAGGAAGAAAAGGUAGGGGCACACACCUGAUCUGUUACUUGUAAAAUCGAGGUGUUGGCAGUGGAGUCCCUCUAGAAUUCUAAUUGGGAUUUUUGUCUUGAUUUGUUUUCCUCACUUGUGUUUUGAAGUGAAUAUGCUCCAUUAAAAAGUAAAUUUUGUGUUAGCUUCAAUGUUAGUUGGAGUUAGAUAAGAUGUGCGUAGCACAGAACUUUGCAGUAAGUGUGGUAUGAAAUACUGGACUAUGGAUUUUAUAGGAAUCAUGUUAAAUGGUGAGAGGGUACCUGUUAAGUAUUACUUUAGGGAUCGCCAUCUUUUCAUUCCCCUCAGAGCACUAGCUUACCCAGCUUGCAGUUUUAAGACUGUGAAAACCUGUUGAUGAGUCCUGCACUGGGUCCCACAUAUAAGAUUUAUUUGAAUUUUGCUAAGUUGGAGCAUGUUGGUUGGUAUUAUACUGAAGCAUUGAAUGAGUACUAAGUCUGCUGUAAGGAGGAAUAAGACUAUAACUUGAAUUAUAUAUUAGGGUCCUCCUUUAAAUGGUGCUUUUUGUAACCUUUAAUGCUGAGGUAUAGAACUGCUUUUCAAUAUUUCUCAAAGGAAUGGUAUACAGAUGUGGACUGUAAAACUCCAAAUGUAAUUUGCCACUGGACUCUGACAUGCCUGAAAAUUGUGAUAUAACACAUAAGAAAUUUGGUAUUUUCCCUCAUAAAACUUUAAUAAAAGUAUUACACAGCAAUAAUAA